AUGGCGCUCCCUCAAAAGAUCCUUAUCGUGGGUGGAGGUGUAUUUGGCUUGUCGACCGCCCUAUCGUUGUCGCAACGAUUCCAAGACUGUCAAAUAACCCUGCUGGAACAAUCCCCUACGAUUCCUAACCCGCAUGGCUCCUCCGUCGACAGUUCACGAAUCAUCCGCGCCGAUUAUUCACACCCCGUCUACGCGAAACUCGCUGCUGCCGCCAUUGACCACUGGCGCAACACCGAAUGGGGAAAGGAAGGUCGCUACACGCAGAACGGUCUGAUGCUCGUCUGGACGCCUGGCAGUGAGAAGGCGAAAAACUAUGCGACCAAGAGCUACUACAAUGUCAAGCAGUUGGAGGGCGACAAGGUCGAACUACUCCCGUCGGCAGCUGAUGUGAUGCGGAUCGUGCCAGAAUAUGGCAAGGAGUUGAAUGUAGCGGGGGGAUACAUCAACUGGGGCUCGGGCUGGGCAGACGCCGCAGCAGGCGUGCGAUUCGCAAAGAAGCUUCUGGACGAACAGGGAAAGGUGGUCUUCAAAACCGGCGAGGUCGACAGGCUCCUGCUUGCCGAUAGCCAGAGCGCCACCUCCCAGCGCAGAGUCACCGGUGUCGUCUUGACGGACGGCACAACACUCACGGCCGAUCUUGUCGUCCUCGCCACAGGCGCCUGGACAGGUAAGCUUGUCGACCUCCGCGGCAGGGCCAUCUCAACCGGCCAAGCACUGGCAUACCUGCGCAUCUCAGACGAGGAACAGCGCCGACUAGAGAACAUCCCCACCGUCCUCAAUUUCGCCAACGGCAUCUUCAUAAUCCCGCCUCGAAAUAACCUCCUCAAGAUCGCCCGCCACGCCUACGGCUACCAGAACCCCAAGGCGGUCCCCAUCCCCGGCGGCAACGGCGUCACUAUGCAAGUCAGUCUGCCGGAGAACGGCGUCCCGGUCCCUCUGGAGGGCCAGGAAGCCUUCAGAACAGCGCUCAAGGAGCUACUUCCCAGCUUCGCGGAGCGUGAGUUCGUCACAACCCGCGUGUGCUGGUACACCGACACACCCACCGGCGACUUCAUCGUCGACUACCAUCCCGACUACGCAGGCUUGUUCCUCGCAACUGGCGGCAGCGGUCACGCAUACAAGUUCUUCCCUGUUCUGGGCGACAAAGUCGUUGACGCGAUCGAAGGAAAGCUCGAGCCUGAGCUGCGCAAUCUGUGGAAGUGGCCGGUCAAGGUCGACCAGAGCGCGUUCGAAGGCGACGGGAGCAGAUCCGGGGAGCAGGGGCUCCUCCUGAUGGAGCAGUUGGCUAAGAGUACGAAAGCUCCCAGGAAGAGUGUUUUAUGA
Messenger RNA from Aspergillus lentulus, 1323 nucleotides. Its product is annotated as NAD(P)/FAD-dependent oxidoreductase. Gene Ontology annotation, molecular function: sarcosine oxidase activity; flavin adenine dinucleotide binding; proline dehydrogenase activity. Lineage: Eukaryota; Fungi; Ascomycota; Eurotiomycetes; Eurotiales; Aspergillaceae. The record is from RefSeq and is a predicted model, not a curated record.